This is a messenger RNA of Cololabis saira (Pacific saury), 2631 nucleotides long. RefSeq lists its product as uncharacterized. The transcript has 2 exons. NCBI's taxonomy places the organism in Eukaryota, Metazoa, Chordata, Actinopteri, Beloniformes, Belonidae. The record is from RefSeq and is a predicted model, not a curated record. Bases 462 to 1361 code for a protein of 299 amino acids.
CGUAUGGGAUGUUUUAAAUUGUGUUUUUUUAUUGUUAUUUUAUUCUGCAUGUAAAGCACCAUGUGUUGCAUUUUAUAUUGUAUGAUUUGGCGCUAUACAAAUAAAUAAAGUUUAAGUUUAAGAUCAUCCAUUCCGACUCCUCCAACCCAAAGGCUCUCUUCUCCACAAUCAACAAACUUCUCAAACCCAGUGACAACAUCUCCAACUCCUUCACAGUCUCUAAGUGCAACGACUUCCUCUCAUUUUUUCAAUCCAAAAUCCAGACCAUCUACAGUAACAUCCUCCUCUCCCGCCUGGAAUCAUCUCUCUACAUCACCGGAUCCGCCCUCUCCUGGUUAAAAUCCUAUCUCACCAACAGACAUCAAUUCAUCAGCAUCAACAACUGCUCCUCCUCCACUGCCCCUCUGUCACAAGGCGUCCCCCAGGGUUCGGUGCUUGGUCCUCUACUCUUCAUCCUCUACAUGCUCCCCCUUGGCAACAUCAUCCGCCGCCACCGCCUCCACUUCCACUGCUACGCCGACGACGUCCAGCUGUACAUCUCCACCAAAUCCCUCACCUCUGCAACCCACUCUACCCUGACCAACUGCCUCGCCGAAAUCAAGUCAUGGAUGCACUCGAACUUCCUCCAACUCAACUACAACAAAUCGGACAUGCUCAUCAUCGGCCCAAAAUCCCUCACCAAAACCGCUCACAACUUCACCCUCACCAUGGACAACUCCAUUCUGUCUCCCUCCACUCACAUCCGCAACCUCGGAGUUAUCCUGGACAGUAACCUCUCCUUCCAACACCAUGUCAACCACAUCACAAGGACUGCUUUCUUCCACCUGAAAAAUAUUGCCCGUCUCCGUCCAUCACUCUCCUUCUCUACCGCUGAAACCUUGAUCCACGCCUUCAUCACUUCAAGACUCGACUACUGCAAUAGCAUCCUCUACGGUUCAACUUCCAAGGUCCUCAAUAAACUCCAAUAUAUUCAAAACUCUGCCGCCCGCCUGCUCACCCACACCCGCUCCAGAGACCACAUCACCCCAGUCCUUCAGAAGCUCCACUGGCUCCCCAUCCCUCAACGGAUCCACUUCAAAAUCCUUCUCCUCACCCACAAAGCCCUCCACAACCAGGCCCCCUGCUACCUCACCGACCUGCUCCACCGCUACACUCCCUCCCGCAGCCUCCGCCCCUCUGACGCCAACCUCCUGUCCCUUCCAGUCAGAACCAAGCACCGGACCUGGGGCGACAGGGCCUUCUCCAUCGCUGCACCCACCCUCUGGAACUCCCUCCCCAAAAACAUCCGUGACUGUACAGACCUCCCAGCAUUCAAAUCCCAUCUCAAAACUCACCUUUACAGAACUGCUUUUAAUGUGUGAUUAAUGUCCUGUCUCAUGUUGUGUCCUUUUGUACUGUCCUGUGUAAUUGUAAUUUGUAUUAUGUGUUUUGUUUUAAUGUAAAGCGUCUUUGAGUGCCCAGAAAAGCGCUAUAUAAAUAAAAUGUAUUAUUAUUAUUAUUAAAGAGAAGAACCGUGUCAUUCUUCAUCAGAAACAUUACAUCGAAGCCAUACUGAAGAAAUAUGGAAUGGAUAAUGCAAAUCCUGUGGCAACUCCUGCUGAUGGCAAUGUCAAGCUGAAGAAAAGUGAUGGUGUCAGCAAGCCAGUGGACCAGCAUACCUAUCAGUCAAUGGUGGGAAGUCUGCUGUAUGCUGCAAUGGCCACUCGACCAGACAUAGCUCAAGCAAUGCUGACUGGGCUGGAGAUCAGGAUGACCGCCGCUCAACAACAGGCAACGUCUUUCUACUGAGUGGAGGAGCAGUGAGCUGGCUCAGCAAGAAGCAAGCAACAGUUGCACUUUCAACUGCAGAAGCGGAGUACAUCGCACUCAGUCAAGCAGCACAAGAAGGAAUCUGGCUGAAAAGAUUACUGAGUGAUCUCGGGGUGGAAGCUAUGUCCACAUUGAUCCUGGAAGACAACCAAGGAGCAAUCGCAAAGAAUCCUGUGAACCACUCCAGGACCAAACACAUAGACAUUCGCUACCACUACAUCCGUGAAUGUGUACAGAAUGGACAAAUAGAACUGCAGUAUUGUCCUACAAAUGACAUGAAAGCGGAUAUCUUUACCAAACCACUGCCUAAACAGAAGUUUGAAUACCUCAGGGGAGAGAUUGGACUUUUCCCUGUUUAACUUUUGAGUGCAUAUGUGUGCUUGACAGGUGUACGCCGAACGCUGCAUGAUCAAUGAAAAAUUUAAAAAAGAAAAGUAAAAAGAGUUCCAGAUAAAACAUUGUAAACAAACCAAAUAGUUUCAGUGAACACAAUGUGAGAGAAAUGUUUUUUGUUGUUGUUUGACAUUAUUUUGUGAAUGAGAGCAAGGCUCUGUAAUAUUAUUCAAAGGAACUUAAUGUUAUUGAAAAACUAAGUGGGAGUGUUGUGAUGCAAUAGUUUUCAAUAGUUUUCUCCAUUAGAUGGCACAGUUUGACUAUUUAUUGAUACUGCCUCUACUGACUGCGUUAGUGACUGUUUUAGAGAAGAAAGAAAAGUUUACAGUGCUUCCUGUUUUUUUAUUGCGUACCCUGUUGAUGUGUGCGCACGCAUGGUGAAUAAAAGCUCUGCAACACACCCGGCCCCGGAGCACCCGGCCCCGGAGC